Messenger RNA from Sipha flava (yellow sugarcane aphid), 722 nucleotides. RefSeq names its product pyroglutamyl-peptidase 1. Gene Ontology annotation, biological process: proteolysis. Gene Ontology annotation, cellular component: cytosol. Gene Ontology annotation, molecular function: pyroglutamyl-peptidase activity. The transcript has 3 exons. The record is from RefSeq and is a predicted model, not a curated record. Bases 123 to 686 code for a protein of 187 amino acids. NCBI's taxonomy places the organism in Eukaryota, Metazoa, Arthropoda, Insecta, Hemiptera, Aphididae.
AUAAUUUAUUUUUGAUAAAAGUGUUGACAUUUAAAUACCUAUUUUCUAAACGUAUUGUACAUAGAGUACUUAAGUAUUUUUUGUCUUAAAAUAUCUAUCAUUUUUAUUCUAUCAAAUAAACGAUGGCUCCAAACAUUGUAGUUGUCACUGGUUUUGGACUUUUCCGUGAUUACCAAGUGAAUGCAAGUUGGGAGGUUGCUCGAAUGUUACCUGCAACUGGAAUUGCUGAUGAGUUAAACAUAAAUUUGGUCACGAUCAACGUUCCUGUGUCUUACAAAGAUGUAGACCGGAUUGUGCCAGAUUUGUGGGAUCAAUAUAAACCAGUUCUAAUGAUUCAUUUGGGUGUAUCACACUUAGCUAAAAUCUUAACUGUUGAGUUACUUGCUAAUAGCCAUGGUUAUUGUAAUAUGGAUAUUCAUGGAAACUGUCCAAAUAAUGAGAGUGUAGUCAAUAAUGUAAUUGAAACAGGCUUGAAAAUAGAAUGCACUGAUGAACUAGAUAUAUGUACAUCUCAUGAUGCGGGAAGGUAUUUGUGUGAAUAUAUUUACUUUAAGUCGCUAAGUAUCAAUAAAAAUCAAACAAUAUUUAUCCAUGUACCUAACUUGGAUCAAGAUAAUACAGCUGAAAAAUUAGCUGAGAAACUUAAAUGCAUAAUUAAAAAAUUACUGGAACAAAUUUCUUUUUGAUUUAAUUUAAAAUAUGUGAUUUUUGAAUUAAGUUUU